ACAGAGUUUUUAUGGAAAGAAGUUUGACGAAGCUUUGAUGAAACAACAGGAAGAAGCUUUGGUGAGACAUCAGGUAUGUUAUAUUUAUUAAUGAGGAAAAAUAUUGUUAAUUGUUUUUCGUUGAUAAAUUUGAGUCGUUUUCUAAUAUGUCGGGCGGUCAUACCAAAGGAUAUGUGUAUUAGCAACGGAGUGUUUAUUCGUUUUACACUUCGUCGUAUGUUGAAUAUGUAGCGCUAUUUGUUUGACACAAGUAUUGCCCUCCAUCCUAUGAACAUCCUAAAUUGUGAUCUGGUACUGUAGUUGACAAGUUACAAAUACAAUACAAUAAUCAUUGUUCUAUAAUCAUGAAUUGAAGGGAAAACGCUGUUGAGUGUCUCACGGCUCAAUUUUGGAUCAGUUUUGUUCAUAUUGUAUAAUGAAACCGAAAAAUUUAAUAAUGCGCGCAGGCACACUGACACACAAACUCAGAUGACAAAAUAAUCUCCUGACGGAGGUGAUACUGAGGGUGCAACGUUCAGGUUUAUUUAGUGUUGAAAUAGUGUGAAUGCUGUACUGCAUAUUCACACAUGUACAUGUAGGGGCAUUUAUACGAGAGAGAAUAAGUUGCGAUUUAUUGAUUACAUUAAUGGUGAAAUUCGCCACUUUGUAGAGUUGUUCGCAACUUAAAUAAGAACAGGGGUUCUGACUGGUCCACAAUAAGUCACAACUUAUUAGAAUUUUACCAUUUAUACAAGUGUUUUCGCGUCUUAUAUAAGACGCGACUUAUGUUCCCCCGUAUAAAUGGCCCAAAUAUUGUGUUGGACAAAUACAUUGGGUUCCUAACAACGUAUUUGUGAUGAAAUAUAAAACUAGAAGUUACUAUCGCAAGGAAAGUGCUGCCUCACUGCCAAGGGAUCAAGGCAGCAUGCGCAAUUUGCUGAAUAAGGGACUGUUUAUACCCUGAAAUGUAGUGACACAGCUAAGUGAAUAUAUAAAUAUUGGUAGGAUUAUUUCGUAUCAUGCUAACAAUGGACACGUAACAAUGGAUAUAUGUUACUUAUGUAUACGUACCUUGUGCAAAAAAAGCCGAUUGACAUGUUAUUACAUGUAUAUUGCUGGCAGUGGUUUCUAGCUGAGCUGAGGAGUGAGGAGAAACCAAAGCGAGCAUUUGAACGAUCGUUUCAUGUAACCGCCGUCACAGAAUAAGGCACACAGAAGGUCGACUCGAGUAACCGCUGCCACGCCAUGAUUCAUUAUCAAAAUGCUGACGCCAUGCUCCUAGCCAGUGCGCGUUUGAGAAGCAUUCCCCUCCUUCCUUGGACGUCCGCCAUUUUGAAUAUUAUCAGGGGGGUGAAUGCCUCCCAAACGCGCACUGGCUAGGACGAUGCGUCAGCAUUUGAUGACGAAUUACGGGUUACGCCAAAGUCGUAGGAAAGUCAUAGGAAAAACCAAGAAGUCGGCCUUCUCUGUAUCUUAUAUAUCUGUGCCGCCGUCCAGAUUUACAGACGAAACAUUAAAUGAGAAACUGGUAAAACAAGUUUGACAAGUUUCUGUUGUCGUGCGCAUUGGUAAAUGCAAGGUACUGCUGAUAAAAUGCGAGCCAGUUGUACACUGAAAACAAGUUAAUUUAACAACGUCACAUUCUAAAUAUAGUAACACGCUUGAAUAUUUAAAAAUCCUUGUACAAAAAACUGUACAAAUAUUGAAUAGAAUGUGAGAAAAUAUACAUCAAGAUGACUUGAAAACCGCAUAGAGUUCAAAAGAAUAACAAUAAAUUCUACACUGCAACAAAAAAUCAACCUUUUACUGGUUUUAGAGAAAUAUGUUUUGUAGCGUUUGAGGUCGCAAAAAGUGCAAUAAUUGUCAAAACCACAGUAAUAAACAUAUUAUUUGGAAUUUACUCUACCGAAAACCUUAAUACAAUCUCCAAUGUUAUAAAGUAACGAUCGGAUAAACACAAAAAUUAAAAUGCGAAAUUUGUAGCGUGAGAAACCGAUUUUCAAAAUAUUUUAGCAUUGGCAACAACGAUAUUUAUAGAACCGAUACAUAAAUUGUGAACUGCAUGUAGAAUAAAAAGUCGUUUGAUUAAAACUAACAGACAACAAAUAAAACAGUACUAUGUCAAGCUUGUUUACAUCUAACAAACUACAGGAGAGAAAGUCAAAUUUAAAGUGAUGUUGCGUUGGUCGCAUCACGCGAUCUUCGCUAGAAAAUCGUUCGUUUGCUCGCAGUGGUUUCUCCUGAGCUCAGAAACCACUGCCAGCGGGGCUUAUUACAUGUAACUGCUGGUAAGUUAAUAUGUAGACAACAGAGACCUUAAGAUUGACGUUUACAGCAAACGUCAAACCGCUAGCGAGGUUUUUGAUUUUACAACUCUAUUAUAAUAGCUUUUACACCAGUUUUGAAAUAUGUUAAACUUAUUAAACUUGUGGUCUUUAGCAAUGGUUUAAGAAAGCAAAUUAACCACUAGUCAUGCCAUUCACCAGUUGGCGUUUGGCGUAUAAAUUUCAUGCUUGAACUGCUACGAGGGCUUGUAGUCGUUAAAGCAUGAAAUUUAUACGCCAAACGCCAACUUCAAACGCCAAAUCUUAAUUUACUGCUUUGGUGAAUGGCAUGACUAGUGGUUAAUUUGCUUUCUUAAAUCAUUGCUAAAGAGCACAAGUUUAAUAAGUUUAACAUAUUUCAAAACUGGUGUAAAAGCUAUAAUAAUAGAGUUGUAAAAUCCAAAACUUCGCUAGCGGUUUGACGUUUGCCGUAAACGUCAAUCUUAAGGUCUCUAACAAUCCACACUGGGUUGCUAGUAUAGCCUAUAUAGGAAUUAUAUCUUUUAUACAUUAUUAAAAGCCUGAUUAUUAAGACGUGCAUACACUACAGUCCGCGUUUUUUUUUAGCACAUUGCUACUAUAAGCAUCUAGAAUAAACAAUAUAUAAACUCAUCGCCUUGGGACAUCGCUACUCAAACAAAUAUUACUAAAAUUUGACUUAUUGUAUAAAUAUAUCAUAUCUGUGAAUAAAACUGCUGAUAAAUUCAUGAAAUCAUAUUCAAUAAUCAAUAUUGUUUCAAUACUACUCUGCACUAGUCCGCAGUAUAUAUCGAACAAUAUAAAACAGCAGAUCUAAAUAUAAAUCCUAUCAAGUAUACCUCAAGUAUAUCGCCAGAAAGAAAUAAAGCUAUCCUUACCGGAAUUUAUAUCCAAAGGCAAAGUAUUGUUGAUCGUUUCUGAAAUCCUGAGAAGAAUCAUGCGACUGAUGCGAGCACAAUACAAAAUAAAGUUUGAGCGCCCCCUUGUUUAAAAAAUUUCCAGAAUAAUCAUCUCCCCGUAAUUGCGGACAGACACCCGGACACAUUCGAACACAUUCGAUCGAGAUCUUGCCAAUAUAUAUUUCGCGCGAAAGACUGGGUCAAGCAAACGUGAAGAAUAGGGAGCUGCAUAACGGCAGCAAUAAACUAGGGUUUUAUGAAAUCACAUGCAUGCAAGGGCGUAGGAAGUAUAUUUCAGUUGGGGGGGGGGGGCAUCAACUUCUUGGGCACUUGCCUGGUGAAAAGGGCAUUUGACACAUAUUAUUACCUCCGCCAGGAGGUUAUGUAAUCAUCUGGGUUUGUAUGUGUGUAUGUGUGUGUGUGUAUGUGUGUGUGUGUGUUUGUCUGUGAGCACGAUAACUCAAGAAAUACCAAACAUAUCCGUACGAAAUUUUUUGAAUGCAUUUCCCAUCGGCUAAGGAAGAACUGAUUAAAAUUUGGUUGAAUUUGGUUAAAAAUUGAACGAGAAAUGAUCAAAAUUUUGUCUUGCUUUUCCCGGUCAAUUAACAAAAAAUAUUACUGAAUGCGUAAUUAGGACGUGUAUAAUUUAUGCGCUCAGUGCUGAGACAAUAAUAAGAUGAUAAACCUCAUUAAGCUUCGGCCUUCAUUAUCUAUUGUCUUAGUUGCAUUUCACGCGACCGAAAUUCAAUGUUUCGACAUUGUUUUAAAGACAAAAGACGAAAUUCGACAUUGUUUUAAAGACAAAAGAUUUUAGCUGCCUGGGAAUUUAAAAUAGCACAACUGUGAAAAUUACUGCACGCGCGAGUGCAUAAAGCAGAAUUUAUGCAUUUAUUUAAUGACACUUAAUAAGUUUUUAUUUUACAAGUACUGUACAGUACAACAACAGUAAUAUGAUCUAUUAGCAAUUCGAUUUCAAUUCGCGGGGGCCUAAAAUCUUUUAUGCUUAAGAAUUAUAAAGUGGAUUUCUUAGGAAAUUCCAAGGUUGCGUUUCACUUCCGAGUAACGGGCGGAGGUAUGCAGUCUCUGAGUGCCCUCUAGUUGUAUACUGUUAUAAUAAACUAUGCCUUACAUGUAAAUGACACAUAGAAACCAGUUUCACAGUUCUAUAUCAUGAAAAUUUUCCAAAAACUCUUAAAUUGAAGAACGUUUCCACACAGAAAAAGGGCACUUUACCUUAAAGAAAAAGGGCACUUUUUGUGUGAUUUUUAAAUUUGGGGGGCCUUGGUUCCCUUGCCCCCCCCCCCCGGUUCCUACACCCCUGCUUGCAUGCUGAAAUUGAAAACAUUGCUAUUUCCUAUAAGCUGAUAUAAAGUUUAAGUUAUUAUUUCAUUGACUUACUGACCCAAAGUUUUAAUCGGUAGAAUCACACCUUCUACUGAUAACAUGGUGAUAACAUGGUGAACACCAUGUUUGCAACGUAUUGCGACGAUUUUGGUUCGAUAAUUGAUCACAACAAAUUUCGUUGCAGGGACAGAAGAUGAGAGAAAUGUAUGAAAAUAGGAAAGGGGUACUGUCAAAGAAAAGUGCAUAUUGCAAACGAAAUUGCAGCUAUUCAGAGACGUUGUUGUCAAAGAAGAAAACCUAUUCCAAGCUAAAUUGUGGCUAUUCAGAAAAGUUUCUAACGAGCAAUGAUAACGCGUAUUCUGGGCAAGAGUGUAGUUUUUCGAUACAAUUCAGACACAUUAGCGGAGUUAAUCUACUACAACUUGCCCUCGCCUGUAAAAUAAGAAGCAAAGAUAUCUCCGCAGCCGAAAGGCGAAAUUGGAGGCCUGAGCCUUCACAAAAAUGGAGGAGGAUGCCUCCCGGGAUCUUUUUGAUCUGUCGUUUGGUAAGAAAAAAAACUACUUUUGAUAAGAAAAUAUAGCGAUUUAGGUUCCAUUACACUGGUGACAAAGUGCCAGCAUAGAAUUAGGAACCUGCGGUUAUCAAUCUUUUAAUAAUUGAAAUAUCUCUUUAUGUAGAUUUUCUUCCAGAUGAUCUUUCAAAUUCGGAUAAUCUCCUUGAUAACACAUGGAAGAAUAAUACAGAUUCUGUUGAAACUGCUGGUGCAGUACAAAAUGUUUUAGGCGAAUCUGGGAACAACUGGAUUGAUACGGAAUUAUCAGGUCAAAACAGCGUUGCAGUACAACAAGACGUCUUAGACCUUAGUCUAUCUUUACCUGAGAACUUGUUCGGUACAUUGGAAGAAUUUGAUCAAGACUUCCAAAAACAACUUUUGAAUAUAUAUUUGGCUACAAUUAUACCAACAGAGUCAAUUAAGAACUCUUUCAACACUGAAACAACAGCUGGCAAUCUGUCCUCUGAACCCAAUCUUGGGAACAAUGUAAACCUCGAACCCAGCCUAGAACCUGAUGCACCUCUUUUUCCAUCGCAGGAAAACCGUGAUACAUUAGGUGAAAUAAAUGUUAAACCCAAUGUUCAUACCACAACUGCCUGCCUGGGCACAGAGUCCGACAAUCUUCCAAACAAUGGAAAUCUCGAACCCAGCAAUUCAUUAGAUUCCACCAUUGCUGCAGAGGUUCCAGAAUUGUCUCCCUCCCUCCCCGUCAGUCCUGCAAACACCACCAUUGCGAACGAUUCGUCCCUCAACAUGAAUCAGUUGGGACCUGAUGUAUUCUCAGAAACGCCCCCCUCCCCUUCAGAAAUCCUCGUCGGUAUGAAUGUCGAGCCCAGCAGCAGAAAGAGGUCACGCGAGGAAAACAGUAACUCUGCCAAACGCGUUGCCCCUGCAUCUAAGAAGAUAAUGGGGCAGCCGUGCAGCUCAAGAGAUGAAGAAACAGUUCCUGACAAGAUUGUCAAAAAUAAAAAGAAAAACACAGCAUCCCGCCUCCGUGGACCAUCAAAGAAGAAGUGUGUGUUGGAGCAGGAGAAGCAGCUUGAAAAAGAGAAUGAAGAAUUGAAAGGCAAAGUGGAAGAACUGUCAAGAGAGGUUGAGGUCCUCAAAAACUAUAUAGUCAGUAAGUUAAAAGGUCAGUGUCCUCGCUGUGAAAAAUGAUCACAGUUAGAAAUUUCUAGACAUUCUAGAAAUUUUCUUUGUUGUUUCUUUACCAUUAGUAAAUGCCUUAGUAGUUGCAUGAUAUGGUACGAGACCUCUUUAGCUUGAUUACAGUACUAGCAAGUAUAUAUAAACGCUAGAAGCUGAUUUGAGCUUAUUCAAGGGUGAUACAAAGGACUGGUCGUAAAGUAGCUUCUAAAGGUGGAAGGAAUUUUGAUUAGCCGGAAAACUAAAUUUUACUUUAUUCAGGUGGAUCGUCAAUUUUGUCUUCACAUUAAUGGGCUAUGAAACAAAUUCAACACAUAUACCUUUUAUUUCUCUCUUUACAUCACUAGGUGGUAUUUUAUGUUGUUUUCCCAACCUUUCAAUUUUUUUGAAGUGAUUCCAUCUUCUUGCUUAAUUGUCAGUCCAAGCAUUUUUUACUUCAAAUUUUAUUUUCUUUCGCAUAUUUUUUGUUUUAAACACAAAUUUUGCCGUUUUUUGAGUUCCUGUAACACCCACCUAUCAGCAGUAAAACUUUUAUUUGCAUGGGGUAAUCCAAUCGGUGUACAUGAAAAAACAACUGUUGAGCUACCCCUGAAGAGUGUUUUGAUUCCCUCUCAUUUAUAUUUCACCACAUGACAUUUUGCAGCAUAUUUUUACAAUACAAUAUAAUACAAUGUCGAAUUGACCACCCCCUAAUGGGGCUUCUCAUUCACAAUUGCUAUAUACAUUUUAAGACAGUACAGUACAUUGAACUUACCUACGGUGGAACUACAGAUGAAAAUCAACAAUAAUAUUACUGAAAAUUGUGAUUAAAAUUGUUCAAGUUAUAUCUAUUUCAUUUACACUAACUCUCAGUCUCAUACUCGCUUUUAAGUUCCGGUUCAUAAAUGCUUGUCUGGUUGUGGUUCGUCCAUUGCAUCUCUUAAAAUUAUAAUUUUCUUCCCAAUAAUUGUUUUUGACUUUUCAUUAAUUUCAUUUUUACAUACUUCAGUUCUUUAAUAAAUUAUCAUCAUUAAUUUCAGCUCUUUAAAUUUCCGGUGUUUCACUUUAUUUUUUGUUUUCUUGAGGAUUGAUGAACUUGUCUUUAUAACGGUGCAUCUUGAUGUCGCUCAUUUUUGCAGAUAUCUUUUCAAUCAUUUGUUGGCAUCCCUUCGGGCUUUGUUGUUAUUAUCUCAAGCUUUCGUUGGUCAUAAACCUUUGGAUAUUUUCUAUUUUAUGUUUCUGCCCACAUGCAAUGUUUAUAUAUUUUGAUGAUGACCAUCUUUUAAUUUUAAAACAGUCGCGAUUAGCAAGAUAUUGGGCCAUGAUGAGAUGGGUCAUGAAAUUUUGUUGACGUUCGUGGAAUAGGCCGGCUUAGAAUAUGGUCUGAAAAAUACCCUUUGCUCUCGACCAAUCCUAGCAGUUACUUUACGACCAAUUCCGAGGAGAAAAUCACUACUUUAUAUUAAUAAAAUGCAGGUUUCGUACAAAAUUUGGAAGUCUUUGAAAGCUAAGGCCAUAUAAAAUAAAUUCCUUGAUUCUCAUCACUGCCCGACGAUAUUUUGGUUUCCGCGUUGAUAUAUUUUUGUAUUUUGUUAUAAAAUAUAAAUUUACCGCCCGACCGAGCAUCUUCAGAGAUUUAGUUAUUUUUAUAUUUUAUAUUGGAAUUUUUGCGAUAUAAAAUUGUUUUAUCGUUAAUAUUGCAACAUGUUAAGGGAUGCUUGGAAUACUGAAGGGAAAAAUGGGCUUAUAGCCUUAUUACAACGACUUGUGUGGACCCUUGCGCAUGUUCACUAGCGCAUGUGCAAUUGUCCACUUAUAUAGCGUUCUUCUAUAAUAUAUUUAAGGGCAAAUAUAAAAAGACCUCCCUCUCCAAUUUUUUAAAUUUUUUAAAAUUUAGCGAUUUGAAUCAAGGAAUUUAUUUUAUAUGGCCUAAUCUUGCUUUUAGCAUUUGGAUACUGUAUUUUCUGAAAUUUUUCGAUUUGUGACACGGUUGAGAGUUCAGUCAAAACCGCUUUUUACCAAAUUAAAACGCCAUAUUUCCAACUCAAAAUAGAAAAUCCCUGAAUUUUCUGAUAAAAGCCAGGAAAAUCCUUACAAAGUCCUUCAAUUUUUGUAUUCCUGACUUGUACGAACCCUCGGACGAAAUGAGUACGAGAUUUCAGCAGAAAAUCUUGUGAUUAGCUUGUGAUUUAGCGCCGAUAUAGCGCACUUAAUUAAUAGGUAUGAUCAUUAGCAUAUAUCGCAUGGUCAUUGCCGUAUAUCAUAAUAUUAUUAUAUUGCGUCAAAUAUGUUAAUUAACAUUAUAUACAAUUGCUUGCUUAAUAGAUGUAAAAGACGCUGUAUUAUAGAACGCAGUAUACAUGAUAAUAUACUCG
Paramuricea clavata is the source of this 8578-nucleotide messenger RNA. The record is from the annotation of a GenBank genome assembly. NCBI's taxonomy places the organism in Eukaryota, Metazoa, Cnidaria, Anthozoa, Malacalcyonacea, Plexauridae.